Striga hermonthica is the source of this 738-nucleotide messenger RNA. Lineage: Eukaryota; Viridiplantae; Streptophyta; Magnoliopsida; Lamiales; Orobanchaceae. The record is from the annotation of a GenBank genome assembly.
AUGGUUUCUCUUGCUCUCUCGGCCUGGUCCACCACCACACUCUCCGGCAAGCCGCCGCCGUUCCCACCUCAUCUCCCGACCAAAACCGCCACCCGAGCCCGUCCCCUCGCCAUCUCAUGCAAAGCCGCUGACGAUGACACCGAAACCUCUUCCGACCUCGCAAAAAUCGACCGACGAAACUUACUCCUCGGAGCCGGUGGCCUAUCUGGUGCUGCUGCGGCCCAACUUCUCUCCCGCGGUCCCCCGGCCCUCGCCUCUCCCAUCACAUCCCCGGACCUCUCCAAAUGUUUCACCGGCACCAACUUCAACACCAAACAGCCACUUGACAUAACUUGUUGUCUCUCUAAUUGCUCGGACGCUACCGACUACAAGCUCCCGCCCGUCACCAAAAUGCGUGUCCGACCCGCGGCCCACCUUGCGGGGAAGGACUACUUUGCAAAGUACGAAGAAGCCCUUUCGCGCAUGAAGUCUUUACCGGACGACGACCCGCGGAGCUUCAUGCAGCAGGCCAAAAUCCACUGCGCCUACUGCAAUCUGGUCUACCCUCAGACGGGCGGGGCCCCAGACUUGAGGCUCCAAAUCCACAACUCCUGGCACUUCUUACCCUGGCACAGAUGGUACCUUUAUUUCUACGAGAGGAUCCUGGGAUAUUUGAUCGACGACCCAACCUUCGCCAUCCCGUUUUGGAACUGGGACCACCCGGACGGCAUGAUCAUGCCGGAGGAAUUCACGCGUUAG